AUGAGCUGUAACAGUGAGCCCAGAACUUAUCCAUGUACCAUUUGUGGUGACCAAAGUCAUACUGGACCUCAGUGCCCCUUGUUUUACCCAACUGAAACUACCCGUGACCAGGUUAGUGUCCUACAUGGUGGUAUGAACUCUAAAUUUGAGGGUAGACCCAAGUUUGAUCCCUAUUCUAAUACGUAUAACCCUGGUUGGAGACAUAACCCUAAUUUUUCGUGGUCUAAAGGUUCCCAACAGGGUGGCCCAUCUAGCAACCCACCACCAGAUUUUCAUAGGAACCAAACUCAAUUCCAAGAACCAAGCCCAGUUGAUCAUAAGUUAACAUCUUUAGAAGAAUCCAUGAAACUUUUAGCUCAAAGUGUUGUCCAAAGCAACCAAAAGUUCGAUGACUUUGUCCUAAUGAGUCAGCGUAACCAGCAAAAUAAUUCCCAAGCUAUUAGCAACUUAGAGACUCAAAUAAGUCAACUUUCAAACCGGAGUGAUAAAACUCUAGAGAACUCGGUAGAACCACCUAAGGACAAAAGUCCAGCUGAAAAAGAGAAUGAGGUUGACCAAACUUCGUCUAAAGACCUUAAUGGGCCUGAGAGUUUUAAGAGUCCAAGUGAGGAAGAUAUCCCUGAGAGAGUGUACAUACCACCCGCACCGUUUUCUCAGAGACUCGCUAAGAAAAAGCCUAGUACAUAUGCUGAAAUCUUGGACAUCUUUAAGCAAGUUAAGAUCAACCUGCCCUUGUUAAAUGCAAUUAAACAUGUACCGGCUAUGGAGAAGUUCCUAAAAGAGAUGUGCACUAUCAAGAGAGACGUGAGUGUCCAUAAGAAAGAAUUUUUGACCCAACAAGUUAGUUCCAUAAUCUCACAAAAGUACCCAGUCAAAUUUAAAGAUCCUGGUUGUCCUACUGUCACAUGUGUCAUAGGUAGCCAAAAGAUAGAAAAUGCUCUUUUAGAUCUUGGGGCUAGUGUGAAUCUUUUACCGUUCUGGGUAUAUGAACAACUUGGACUAGGUGAGAUGAAACCAACUAGGAUAACACCACAGUUAGCCGAUAGGUCAGUCAAAAUCCCACGUGGAAUUAUUGAAGACGUUUUGGUUUAG
Molecule: messenger RNA, 1092 nt
Organism: Papaver somniferum (opium poppy)
Lineage: Eukaryota; Viridiplantae; Streptophyta; Magnoliopsida; Ranunculales; Papaveraceae
Exons: 2
Coding region: 1-1092 (363 amino acids)
Source: RefSeq, a predicted model, not a curated record